Molecule: messenger RNA, 708 nt
Organism: Candidozyma auris
Lineage: Eukaryota; Fungi; Ascomycota; Pichiomycetes; Serinales; Metschnikowiaceae
Exons: 1
Coding region: 1-708 (235 amino acids)
Source: RefSeq, a predicted model, not a curated record
AUGGCUACUCCGUACAAGUACCUUCUAAAUACAGAAAACUAUGGCCCCAUCUGUGACCUUGUCAAGCAGAUAAGCGCCAAAAUCGAAAAAAAUGAGACCAUCUUGAGCAAGGUCACCCGGUCGCUCGACUCCCAGCUUGAGCUUCCCCUUCUUCCGGGAGAAGAACCACAAUCGCCACAAGACUCACAGCAACACAGCGACAGUCUACGAACGCUCAUAGACACAAAGUAUAAAGCGGAAAAUGAUAGCGAAGCCAAGUUUGAUGAUGUCCAGGACCCACGGCUCCGGCAAUUGCUCGUGGACACCGAAUCACUAGCGCAAUUGCACCGAGCUAAAGUGGAGCGCAACCGCCAGCUUUUUAAGAUCCAUCAGGAUUACGAUGACCUAAUCCGACUCGUGGUUCUCCCCGAGCUCACCAGGCGUGUUUGCGAGUACAACAUGAAAACGCUUGGGGACAUGAAGGAGAACAAAUUGCAUGAGAAAUUGGCCCUUGACGGGCAGGUGUGGGACAAGUAUCAACAGUAUGUGGCCAACUUGGAUAAGAUAUAUGCCAUUGUGGAAGCCAUGACGCGUGUUUUGCAGACCGUCGUAGAAGGAAAGGAAAACGAGAGACUCGAGCAGCAGCUACUUAUCGUGGAGAGGUUGACAGUAGCAGCACGACAGAGGCACAAGGCACUAGCGCGGCCGCCCGUGAGAGUAGAACAUUGA